GGUAAUCUUCAGCGGACCGUACAGUUACUGCCAGUUCAACGGCAACCCUCCCCCAGAAAGCAGUAAAUAUGCGGUUAGUGUCGUGGAAGUGAGGAGAAGCCCGAGUUCGGAGCCGGAGGAGAGGGGUUCUCCGUCCGGGGAGAGGAGCAUGAACACAGCGGAGCAGAGCGAGCUGCUUGCUGUGUGACCUCCUUGAGAGUGGAGCUGCCAGUCCCGCUGAACGGCUGGAAGCCUCCUUCUGCGGCAGCGCGACGAUGACAGAGUUGGUUGCCAAGUGGGCCUGUGAAUACUGCACAUACGAGAACUGGCCGUCAGCCAUCAAGUGCACCAUGUGCCGAGCUCAGAGGCCCAGCGGGGGUGCCAUCAUUACUGAGGAGCCCUUUAAGAGCAGCCCGGCCCUAGAUGCUAGCCUGCAUCAGUGGGACCCUGCAGACCUCAGCAACAGUCCAUCUCAGGGGGGAUCCAGCCUGCUUAUUUGUCCAGACUCCAGUGCGAGACCCCGCGUUCGCAUUGCUGAUGUUCCAGAGACGAGCAGCAAGUGGUCAUGUCAUAUGUGCACCUACCUGAACUGGCCUCGAGCCAUCCGCUGCACCCAGUGCUUGUGUCAGAGGCAGCAGGCUCAACAACAACAACAUGGGCACCAUGCAUCUCAUCAAGGGCAUCAUGCUCGGCAGCCACGGAGCCCCACGGAAACACCACAGACCUCAGGCUCCGGGUGCCGCCCCACUACACCGAUCGUCACCACAGACCCAUGUGAGGAAUAUAAUGACCGCAACAGGCUCAACACCCACACACAGCACUGGACCUGCACUGCAUGCACUUAUGAAAACUGGGCCAAGGCACUCAAAUGUGUUGUGUGCGACCAUCCUAGGCCCAACAGUCUCCUCGCCGAACCCAUCGAACUGGCGUCAGAGCCGGAGAGCCACCAGCCCUGCUCCAAGCUUAACGAGCAGGACAGGGACAACAGGAGGGGUGUUGUUGGGCAGGGAACAGGGUGUGUGGUAGGGGGAGUGGUGGGCUGCAGCAGCAGCCAGAGGAGGUCGCCUCCAUCAGAGAAACGGGAGUCUGAAGUAAACAUGGACUUUCAGAGGAUUGAACUGGCGUCAGGAGCUGGGAUUGGCAGCAAAGAGGAGCUUGAAGUGGAUUUCAAAAAACUGAAGCAGAUUAAGAACAGGAUGAGGAGGACGGAUUGGCUAUUCCUCAACGCGUGUGUUGGUGUUGUAGAAGGAGACCUGGCAGCUGUGGAGGCUUAUAAGACAUCCGGAGGAGACAUAGCAAGGCAGCUGACGUCAGACGAAGUGCGACUGUUAAACCGACCCUCAGCUUUUGAUGACGGCUUCACACUGGUCCACCUGGCCAUCCGCUUCCAGAGACAGGACAUGCUGGCUGUGCUGCUUACGGAGGUGUCCCAGCAGGCAGCCAAGUGCAUCCCAGCCAUGGUGUGUCCUGAGCUGACCGAGCAGAUUCGUCGUGAGGUGGCGGCCUCUCUUCACCAGCGUAAGGGUGACUUCACCUGCUACUUCCUCACUGACCUGGUCACCUUUACCCUACCUGCAGAUAUAGAGGACUUGCCUCCUGCUGUUCAGGAGAAGCUCUUUGAUGAGGUGCUGGACCGAGACGUCCAAAAGGAGCUUGAAGAAGAGUCUCCAAUCAUCAACUGGUCUAUAGAGCUUGGAUCAAGAUUGGACAGUCGACUCUAUGCCCUUUGGAACCGGACGGCCGGGGACUGCCUGCUCGACUCGGUGCUGCAGGCCACAUGGGGCAUCUACGACAAGGACUCCGUUCUCCGCAAGACUCUUCACGACAGCUUACAUGACUGCUCACAUUGGUUUUACAGCCGCUGGAAGGAGUGGGAGUCGUGGUAUUCCCAGAGUUUCGGCCUGCACUUCUCCCUCCGAGAGGAGCAGUGGCAGGAGGACUGGGCUUUCAUCCUGUCCCUCGCCAGCCAGCCAGGAUCCAGCUUGGAGCAGACACAUAUUUUUGUUCUUGCACACAUACUUCGAAGGCCCAUCAUCGUUUACGGAGUAAAGUAUUACAAAAGUUUCCGCGGCGAAACGCUCGGAUACACUCGCUUUCAAGGUGUGUACUUGCCUCUUUUGUGGGAGCAGAGUUUCUGCUGGAAGAGCCCCAUCGCUCUGGGCUACACGCGAGGCCACUUCUCAGCACUGGUAGCCAUGGAGAACGACGGGUUCGACAAUCGCGGCGCAGGCGCCAACCUCAACACGGACGAUGAUGAGACGGUCACGUUCUUGCCGCUGGUCGACAGCGAGAGGAAGCUGCUUCACAUCCACUUCCUCUCGGCACAGGAAAUGGGAAACGAAGAGCAACAGGAGAAACUCCUCAGAGAGUGGUUGGACUGCUGCGUGACGGAGGGCGGCAUUCUGGUGGCGCUGCAGAAAAGCUCCCGCCGCCGCAACCAUCCGCUCGUCACUCAGAUGGUGGAGAAGUGGCUGGACGGCUACAGGCAGAUCCGACCCUGCGCCUCUUUGUCUGACGGAGAAGAAGAGGACGACGACGAUGACGAGUGACUAAACUGAAGCGGAGAGAGCGGGUCUGCAGGAGGCAGGACUCCUCCCCCAUUUCUUCAUGUUGGUUUUUUUUUUUUUUUUUUACACUUUUUCCGGUUGUUUUAUUUUUCUUAUCCUUUCUUGACACGGACAAACUGUGAAAGCCUCCAGCAGAGGACAGGGAACCACAACUACAGAAGACACUGCUGCUCUUCUGCUACAAACAGCCAGUCGGUCAUGUUCUUACAAAAAACUCUUUCAUAAAACCAACUCCUGACUGACGACGACGGGGGAGAAGAAGAGAGGAAUCCAGAAAACCCUUCGAUUUUUUUUCCUGCUUCAAAUAUAAAUAAAAAAAAAAAAAACAAACCUAAUGUUUAUCCAUCGAUCCAAAUGCAUGUGGUUGUUGAUAAAAGUUAAAGGAAAUAUACCAGCAUUUAUUUAAGAUAACACUUUAUAAUUAUUCAGCGUGGGGCACUGACAAAAGCACACUUCCAACCUGAUCUUUUUGACGUGUUUUCCAGUUGUACAGUUUGGCUCGUUAGGCAUUUUUUUUCUGUGUGUUUUUUGUGUUUGAACAGACGAGGACAAAGCCAAUAAAUAUAAUCUUCAGAAAACCAGAGAUUAUAAUAAACAACCUACUAUAUCCUUAUUAUAAGCAAUGCACCUUUAUGGACACAUUUCUAAUCAAAAUGCAGCAUCACUGCUUGAAAUAAGAUCCUUUGAAGGGAGGUUCGCCCUCUAAGGUUUAGCGCAUUAACACGUUUAGAUAUUCGGUUUACUUUAUACAGACUGAUUGAACUGAGAAGUUGUGCGUGUGCUUGAAUUUAUUCAACAUAUUUAUUGUUUGGAAACUUCUUUGAGCUAAUAAGAGCUUUAUGUAUAUUUUUCUCGGAUUGUUUUUUUUUUCUUUGUGUGGAUUUUGUUAAUUAUGCUCUCAAUCUCGAUGAAGACACUUUUGCACAGAAACACUGUUGCUGUAAAGGAGAGAACCAAUCUUGACAGUGAGAAGUUUACUUAAACAUGUUGCAUGGGAUUUAGUACCUCAUCUGAAUGCCUAAAAUCUGGUGCUUUUUGUUGUUUGUUUGUUUUUCUGACAGAUGAGGCGAUUUAGUGUUAAAGCUCACAUUUGUCUCCUGUUCCCUUCAGUUAUUGGUUGCCAGCUCACAUGUGUCAGUUAAAGUCCGUUGUCCAUCAUUUCCAUACAGUUUGUUGUGAGAAAUGGCAACAUCUACAACCAAAGCCGAAAAAAUAAAUAACUGGGGAAAAAAGAUAAUACCUUACCGUUUGCGUUAUUUUUCUCCCCCUCUAACCAUUGCGUACUGUAACCUCCUCCGUGUUUCAUGUCAUUCAUGUUUUUUGGACAUCACCUAUGUGUUUGCUUUGUAUUUAUACAAUAGUUGAAAUUGUAACUAUGAUGGUUUGUGGAUUUAGGCCUGACUUCACUAAGCGGAGUGUAAUGCAAGGUAAAGGAAAAAUAUGGAGGAAAAAAACAAAUAAAACCCUUUUGAAU
Cyprinodon variegatus (sheepshead minnow) is the source of this 4020-nucleotide messenger RNA. RefSeq names its product ubiquitin thioesterase ZRANB1-like. Gene Ontology annotation, cellular component: cytoplasm; nucleus. The transcript is spliced from 10 exons. Lineage: Eukaryota; Metazoa; Chordata; Actinopteri; Cyprinodontiformes; Cyprinodontidae. The coding region runs from base 255 to 2528 and encodes 757 amino acids. Gene Ontology annotation, molecular function: K63-linked polyubiquitin modification-dependent protein binding; cysteine-type deubiquitinase activity. Gene Ontology annotation, biological process: protein deubiquitination involved in ubiquitin-dependent protein catabolic process; positive regulation of Wnt signaling pathway; cell migration. The record is from RefSeq and is a predicted model, not a curated record.